Molecule: messenger RNA, 3053 nt
Organism: Actinia tenebrosa (Australian red waratah sea anemone)
Lineage: Eukaryota; Metazoa; Cnidaria; Anthozoa; Actiniaria; Actiniidae
Product: glutamate receptor 2-like
Biological process (GO): monoatomic ion transport
Cellular component (GO): membrane
Molecular function (GO): ligand-gated monoatomic ion channel activity; signaling receptor activity
Source: RefSeq, a predicted model, not a curated record
AAGAGAGCAUUCAUUUGCGAAUAUGUAAUUCCCCAAUAUACUUUCUCCCAGUUGUGAAGUUAUAAAAACAUUGAAGGCGUUAGAUUUCUGAUCUCUAACUAUUUAGUCGACAAGUUUCGCGAGUGUAAGGGGAACCUCCUGGCAAAUCCUUGGAUAGAAGUAUAAUUAAAGCAAUCCCUUGUCAGCUGUAACAAGAAAGAAAUAUAGUAUUUUAAUUAAUCAGACUCAUAUCAUCCACGAAUCAAGCCUCAAUAAAGCGAUGAGAAGACGAACAUCCGUGGAGCUGUGCCUGAUAUUGAUAAUACUCCUAGCGAUAAACAAUGCAAAAGGCAAGAACUUUUUAUUAGAGCUGCUGAAUACGACUACAAGAGACGAAAGGGAUGCAGCAAAACAGGCUGUUGAUGACAUCAACUCUCAACUAGUAGCCAAUGGUUCCUCUUUUACCCUACAAAUACGAAACACUUCGCAGAAAUCAGACCUAUAUACGUACUCCUCUUCUCUCGUCAGUAGUGACGUCAUCGCCUUGUUGGACUUUAACACCUUACCUCAUUCUGCAUGUGAAGUAAGCACCAUUACUAAGAUACCGAUAAUUCGUCUCCAUGGCAGCGGAAACUACAAGAUAAGAGAAGCUUGUAAUGCGAUCAUCAUGUCAGCGGAUUACGAUAGCUAUUCGCAGGCGACUGUUCAAAUCCUGGAUGCCUUUCAGUGGAAGAAGAUUGCUUUGAUGGUUGAGGCUUCGAGGUUCUACGAAGCAUUCUUCUUCAAAACUUUGACAGCCAACAAGGACUAUACGUCAGUUUACAUACAAAUUAAGCAUGACGAGAUCAACGUUCAUAAGAAUGAGUGUUCCUGUGAGAGAAUCAUGAAGGAACUGGCUGCCUCAGAAGCUGAUGUCGUUCUUCUGUUCGCCAACGAAAAAUCAUCAAUUCUUAUGAUGGAUCGCUGCAACCCCAGUAAGACCUAUGUCUGGAUAAUACAAGAUUUGGUUUUGCAGGACGUACUUACUGCAGAAAGCUCUCAUAUGGUUGUUGGGUUUGGGCUUACAACUAAUGUCAGCGCCAAAUGGAACAGUAAACGGGAUAAUUUUGAUCUUGUGUAUGAUGCUAUUUUAUUGGUUGCCAUGACGUUAAAAAAUCUUCACGACAAUGGAAUGUGGUUGACAGGCAACGACAGUGCUACCUUGUCAUCCAWCAGAGAGACAUUUUAUAGAUAUGCAAAACAGAUGCAAGUAAAUAAAAAUGGUCUCGUGUCCCCCGUCCGGUUUGACACCAAAGGUCGUCGGGUGCUCAACGAACUUCGAAUCCUGAACCUUAUUAACAACACCUUUACAGAGAUUGGUAAAUGGACAAAAGCUGGAAAUAUCCUAGAAAUAAUGGACAGAAUCCACUUUAAUGAUAAAUCUCUGGAUGGUUCUUUGCUAAAGGGAAGAGAGAUAUCUGUCGUAACUGCAGUGACAGACCCAUUUGUGAUGAGGCGCGUAUCGUCAGAAGGGACGGUCACCUACCAUGGCUUCUGUAUCGACAUAUUAAAAAAACUUGCAUCUGACCUAAAGUUCACUUACCAUAUAAAGUUGGUUGAUGAUGGAUAUUACGGUGCACUGAUUAACGGUACAUGGAAUGGAAUGAUCGGAGAACUAAUCGAUAGGAAAGCAGAAAUGAUUGUAGCUCCUUUAUCAAAAAAUGUGGAACGCCAGAAGUACGUUGCCCUGACAGCCAGCUUUAUGUACUACACAGACGAUAUGAUGAUGAAGAAGACUGUCGUCGCAGAGAGGGAGUUCUUCCAAUUUAUGGCGCCCUACACUACAAAUGUCUGGACGGUGGUGGCUGCUUCGUUUGUGGCCGUUUCUUUGGCGGUAUAUAUUUUGAAUUAUUUCAGUCCUUAUGGCUACAAAAACGAACAUGGCAGCAAGACGUCGGAGGAGUUGAACUUGAUCAACUCCUUUUGGUUUACAGCUGGAAGCAUGCUUCUGCAAGGCACUGAUCACGCGCCCAAAUCUACCUCGGGCCGUAUUUUGGCUGGUUUCUUCUGGUUUUCUAUCCUUGUGUGGUUAUCAACUUACACUGCGAACUUAGUGGCUUUCUUCACUGUCGACAUCUUCAUCAAACCAGUCACCAACUUUGAGGAGGCAGUUGAUUCGAAUUACGACCUUGGUGUACUCGAGAAGUCCAAUCUACACUCUUUGUUUCUCUCUGCUGAUUAUGAGAUAUACAGAAGAGCUUGGAACAAAAUGAAGCGUCUACCCAAGAAUGAUUCAGAAUCGAUCGAAUGGAUGAGAAGUGGCAGUCCCUACAUACAUAUUCUUGACGGUCCGGUACUGGAGUAUGUAGCACAGAAGCAGCCAUGCGACUUGUUUACAUUUCCAGGUCUUCAAUCUCCUCGCAGCUAUGCGUUUGCUCUCAGACAUGAAGACCCUCACCUUCAAGAGAUAUCUCUCGCCAUAUUGCGUCUCCGUGAAAGCGGGUUUAUCGAGAAGUUACGAUACAAGUACUGGGAAGGUACAAAUGAAUGUCCAGAUAUCAACACCAACCGGCUAAAGCAGAAGUCAAUCGAACUGUACAGCUUAGCAGGAGUGUUUAUCGUUCUAGCAGCAGGUUUUUUAGUUUCUUUCGUAACCCUUGCCACCGAGAUCUAUUGGCAUCGAGUAGGGAGGCAGAGAUUUCAUUUUCUAAAGGAGAAGACCAGAAACAUUUGCAGAGAACGGUCACCAAAAAUGGCUAAUGAGAAAGACGAUAAUACAAUAACUCAGAGUGAUACGAUAUCAAACUCUCAAGCAUCUCUCGGAUCACUUAGUAGUUACACCAUCAGACCUAUUUGAGAUAGGGAUCACGAUGCAUUUGGGUCUAUAGCUUCGUUACAAUUUUUUUCAACAUGUGGUGUACCGAAGCUAGACAACAUCUUUCAGAUACUUUGCCGGCAACAACGUAACCAAUUCAACUUUCACAACACUAUAGUCCUUCUUAUAUAGGGAGCAUGGUACACUCUGGCCUACAGCUUUUGUACAAAAGUUUUUUUCCUCUCCCAUCAGCAUAUAAUUAUAUGGUGUAUAUAUUUAA